ACCUGGAGUCCCCGGCGGCGGUGGAGUUGGAGCAGUUAGUGCCCGUGGGGCUGUAGCGUCUUCUUGUCGUCUCUCUUGAAGCGCAGGGCUUCUCCCGGUGGCGCUGUGGGUUCGGAGGGUCGGCCGCCAAGCACAGGUUUCCUAAAAGAAAAAUGGAGGAAUCAGUCAACCAAAUGCAACCACUGAAUGAGAAACAGAUAACCAAUUCUGAAGAUGGAUAUGUAUGGCAAGUUACUGAUAUGAAUCGACUACACCGGUUCUUAUGUUUUGGUUCUGAAGGUGGGACUUACUAUAUCAAAGAACAGAAGUUGGGCCUUGAAAAUGCUGAAGCUUUAAUUAGACUGAUUGAAGAUGGAAGAGGAUGUGAAGUGAUCCAGGAGAUAAAGUCCUUUAGUCAAGAAGGCAGAACCGCAAAGCAAGAGCCUAUGCUCUUUGCACUUGCCAUUUGUUCUCAGUGUUCCGACAUAAGCACAAAACAAGCAGCAUUUAAAGCUGUUUCUGAAGUUUGUCGCAUUCCUACACACCUCUUUACUUUUAUCCAGUUUAAGAAAGAUCUGAAGGAAAGCAUGAAAUGUGGCAUGUGGGGUCGUGCCCUCCGGAAGGCUAUCGCAGACUGGUACAAUGAAAAGGGGGGCAUGGCCCUUGCUCUGGCAGUUACAAAGUAUAAACAAAGAAAUGGCUGGUCUCACAAAGAUCUGUUAAGACUGUCACAUCUUAAACCUUCCAGUGAAGGACUUGCUAUUGUGACCAAAUAUAUUACAAAGGGCUGGAAAGAAGUCCAUGAAUUGUAUAAAGAAAAAGCACUUUCUGUGGAGACUGAAAAAUUAUUAAAGUAUCUGGAGGCUGUAGAAAAAGUUAAACGCACAAAAGAUGAACUGGAAGUCAUUCAUCUAAUAGAAGAGCAUAGAUUAGUUAGGGAACAUCUUCUAACAAAUCAUUUAAAGUCUAAAGAGGUAUGGAAGGCUUUGUUACAAGAAAUGCCUCUUACUGCAUUACUAAGGAAUCUAGGAAAGAUGACGGCUAAUUCAGUGCUUGAACCAGGAAAUUCAGAAGUAGCUUUAGUAUGUGAAAAACUGUGUAAUGAAAAACUGUUAAAAAAGGCUCGUAUACAUCCAUUUCAUGUUUUAAUUGCAUCAGAAACUUAUAAAACAGGUCAUGGACUCAGAGGAAAACUAAAGUGGCGCCCUGAUGAGGAAAUUUUGAAAGCUCUAGAUGCCGCUUUUUACAAAACAUUUAAGACAGUGGAACCAACUGGAAAGCGUUUCUUACUGGCUAUUGACGUUAGUACUUCUAUGAACCAAAGAGUUUUGGGUAGUGUACUCAAUGCUAGCACAGUUGCUGCAACAAUGUGCAUGGUUGUCACACGAACAGAAAAAGAGUGUUAUGUAGUUGCUUUUUCAGAUGAAAUGGUACCAUGUCCAGUGACUACGGAUAUGACAUUACAACAGGUUUUAAUGACCAUGAAUCAGAUCCCAGCAGGUGGAACUGAUUGCUCUCUUCCAAUGAUCUGGGCUCAAAAGACAAACACAGCUGCUGAUGUCUUCAUUGUCUUCACUGAUAAUGAGACUUUUGCUGGAAGUGUCCAUCCUGCUGUUGCUCUUAGAGAGUAUCGAAAGAAAAUGGACAUUCCAGCUAAAUUGAUUGUUUGUGGAAUGACAUCAAAUGGUUUUACCAUUGCAGACCCAGAUGAUAGAGGCAUGUUGGAUAUGUGUGGCUUUGAUACUGGAGCCUUAGAUGUAAUUCGGAAUUUCACAUUAGACGUGAUUUAACCAUAAGCACCAGCAGGGUAUCAGAGGUCCGUUGCCAUCAGUGAUCGUGCUAAAAAUAUGUAGCUACUUCCCAGCUAAUCUUAAUCCAAUGAAAGAUGAUGAUAGUAUAGUAUGUACAUAAUGGAAAAUGUUUACCUUGCCAAAAAAGAAAAGAAAAAAAAAAAAAAGAGUCCAAAGUUCUGUCUACUAAACUAGCUCUUGGGAAAUAGCUUCAGAAUACAGUAUAGCUCCCUCUUUCUAACAGAGAACUCCUUGUUGAUAGACACUAUAAAAUAACCAGUUUUGCUAUGGUGAAUAAUCUCAUUUGUACUUAAGAGAAGUGAGAGCCAAAAGUAAGUAGUUCUAUGUCAUGUAACUUGUUUGAAAAGUGCUUGAAGUUUUCUUAACUGCAUUGGGAAAGGACAGCUGUGACAAUGUCCAAAUACUCUGAAAUGCACUGGACCAUGUAACUGUGAUGGAAUAUCAAAUUCAUCUGUAAAUUUUUAUACCAAGGGGUUUUUAAAAAAAUUGAUUAAAUUAUGAACACAUUUUUACAAAUUCCUUGGAGUUUUCUAAGAUGACAUAAAUAGCAGCUUUCUUACUCAAUGAAAAAGAUACUUUAAAUCUGAUAUUUUAUUUAUACUUGUAGGAUUGUUACAUUAACCAGAAAAAAAAGUGGAAAACCCCUGAGAAAAGAAACUAAAGUUUGUGUCAGCUGAGGAAGUCUGUUUGGUUUGCUUUUUGUUUGUUUUGGUGCAUUUUAUUGCUGUGAGUGGGGGCAUGACUUGACAGUUUGUGCUGAAAUACAACAACAUAGCCAUGUGUAGCCACACUUUUUCUUUUUUUUCACAGUCUUAACAAACGUAAACAACAAACUGUUUUAAGCAUUUAACUCCCCCACUCAUAAAUAUGAAAAGUAUGAUACCAGAUUAGCUUUUUCCUUACUUUAAAUAUUCUAAUUACCUUUAACUAUUUUUUUAGUCAGUUGUAAAUGGGUUUUAGAUAUUUCCUAAUUGUAAACAUGUCAGUGACAUAUCUCUGUCCAUUAUUCAUUUGUGGCAAGACAUUCUUUUUUGAUAUUUUAAAAAAUAAUAAUGCAAGCUAGGUCUUUCACAUUUGAAAGGCAACUUUUGAGUAACAUUACCACUAACCAGUUUGUAAGAACAUUUUUUUUUCUAUUUUACUUGUUGUGUAUAUUAAACUUCCUUUUCAUUACACUAAAGUUCAUUAUUUUCUUGAGCAAAUGUCCUUCUUUCUGGGGAGGUUUAAUAUAUUGAAAUCCCAAUAUUUUUGCUCAUAAUUAUAUUAUGCUUGUUUAACAUAACAUAAAAUUUCAAUUUUUUUGUAUUCUUUUCCUAAUAAUUAAUGAUUUACUGAAGGAUUUAUAAAGCCCUUCUCAUUGUCAUAUGAAAAGUCAAACUAGUAAAUGUAAAUUAUAACCUUCUGUGUGGUUAGGAAUCAGAGGUUUUGUUUUGAGGGCAAAAGAGGACUUGAAUAGCGUUCGAAUUUGUGAAGAUAUUUUCUGUUUCAUAAGAAAUUUGGGCUCUGGAAGUGACAAGAAAAUGCCGCUUUCAAACUCAUUAACAACGCUGGCUCUGCUAUGAGCCAUUCCUUCAAGGCAACUAGUAGCAAUUUGUAAAUGUUAUGAUAUUUACCUGAGAUUUUUUUGUCAACAAGGUAGUAUGUGUACACCACCACCCUUGUACAUUGCUUCUGAUAUCAUUCUGUUUUUUGGCCCUCUGUCAAGCAUUGGAUGUAAGGUAUUAGCUACUUUUGAUAACAUUAAAAUAUGUUUGGGUUGAAUUUAAAGUUUAAAGAGCCUAGUAAAAUCGCGUAAUAGUUUUUUGAAGUUUCUAAGUAAACCCAAGAUCUUAAAAAUUAUAACAUGAUCUAACUUUUUAUUCCUAAUAGAAAUGUUAACUGGAAUAUAGCAUAAAAGUAUAUUUCCUUCAGUUACAUACUUCUCCUAUAGUGCUUUUAGAUGUUCACAAGCCAACCCAUACAUAAGAGAAGUAAGAUUAGAUGUGACCGUUUUGAAGAUUUACAUACAUCUAAUUAAAUGGAUUAGGGUAAGAUUUAAGAAAGAAAAAAAUCUGAAAUUUAAAAGGUGAUUUUUAAUGUAGGUUAGGGACCCAAGGUCUAAAAGAGUAUGGCUUUGGAGUACUGGAUCUACCAGUCUUGGGCUCUUCAUUCCCAUUCCAGAAUUCAUCUCCCCACAGAAUGGGAAGACAUGGACUCACAAGAGUAGGUGGUGAAAUAAAAUUAUUCAAAACUUUUAUCUUUUUAGGUAUUAGGAAAUAAUGUAUCUACAUGAUUGCUUUAGGAGUAGCAAAACAAAUUUGUGAACAUGUAUGCUUUUGUGGUUCAUAGUAAUCCUCAAUUACAAUUAAUAUCUUAACAACCUGUGUUGCUAUAAUAAUAUAGCCCUAUAGAGAAAAUUUUAAAAACUUUACCUCAUUAUGUUGAAGUGAUAAAGAAGUUUUAUUUUCUGAAUUACUUUUAGGAUUAUUACUACAUUAAUAUUUAGGGAGAUAUUGCUUUAAAAACAAUUCUAAGAAAAAUAAACUUUAUUUCCUAGAAAAUAUGUAAAUAUUUUCAGGAUAUAGUUAUAAUUAGUGAAACAAAGCUAAUCUUACACUCUUCCUUAUUUGUUGAAACUUCUUGAAAAUGCAAUUUAUUAACAGUUAACAUAUUAUUUAGUUUAGUCACUGUUUUAUGGAAACAUUAGUGAGGAAAAUACUAGUAAAUGGAAUUUAGUAUUACCCCUCUGGAACCUCUUGCUUUAUCUUACUUUGGGGGAUUGUAGACAACCAGUUUUAACCUUUAAUUUUAUCAUCUUUGAAAUGUAACCUAUCUUGAUGCUGGGAUCUUAGAAGAAUCAAUGAUUUAAUAUCUGUAUAAGUUUAAAUUAGGAGGAGGGCUUGCAAUACAAAUUAGAAUUUUUUUAAUUAGAAACAUUGACGAUACAUGUUUCAAAUGAUAAAAUGUUUUCAAAUAACCAUUCAGUAGGCUCAGUAAUUCAUUAAAACAUUCCUAUUCUGAGUGGGAAAGUAUGGAAGAAAAAUGUUUACAGUGAAGGGGUGAGUAUUUUUGACUAAAGUCACUAUUGUCUGAUCAAGAGAAAGUGACACAUUCCAAGUUUUAACAUCUAUUUGGAUAUACCUAGAAAAACUUAUACUUAUCUAAAUAAAGAAACACUAUUAAUAAGCACUUGAUUAACCUUUUAAAUAACAGGUAAAUCUACAAAUGAUUAUCAUUGUAUCAGAAUUUGCCCUCAUUUUUGGAGAUUUUGCAAAAAAAGAUAUAAAAUUAUUUUGGAAAUUUAAGGCAAAAUUCCUGAAUAAAUUGGAGGAUCUGAGCGUUAAGUGAAAAAAAUUUUAAAAACACAUCUAAACAAUAAUUAAAAAGAAAUCAUUGUGAUCACUUAUUGGACUUACCCUAAUUUAACCUAAAGAUUAUAUACCCACAGAUAAAAAUUUCUUAAAAAGUGGUGCCCUUAGAGUAAGUUAUCAAAAAGGAAAAAUUCUAGACUUAAACAUGCCAUAGGUUUGGGGUGAUUUGUUAAGGCAAUAUCCCCUCUAGAGAAAUAUUCUAUAGCCUCAAUAUAAACAUGCACAGGGAAGAAUUAGGAAAAAAGCUAUGAAUUUAGUUAUAUAUACUGUACAGAUUUUAUUUAGCAUUUCCCUAUUAUUUGCUUCCUAAUCUUCCUUGUUGGAAGGUUAUACCUCAUUUUUUUGUCUUGUUUCUAACCUUACCUCAGUAAUAAAAUGAAUGGCAGGAAAAUCACCCAUAUUCAAAGUUGGGAUGAAUCUCUUUGCAGAUUUCAGAUCAUAUUUUUCAAAUUAAUAAUGGGCAGAUCUCUUCCAACAAUAAUUGGAUUAAUUUUUCUCCCCAAAUCAAAUUAUAUUAUAUACCUUUUGCAUUAAAUGGUUGCAAAAAUUUUAUGGCCUUUAAGUAAGUUUAUUCAGCCUUUGUUUGCAAUUCUAGACCUACUUUGCUCUUAGAAAAAUAAUUAACUGAAUACUCAAAAAAUAGCAUAUCUCAUGUUCAUAUUUCCAUAUAAAAACCACUUUCAAAUCUUUCAUCUACUAAGUACUUAACUGAGCUUAUAUAUACAUCAUUUGUGGUGUACAAGAGCCUGUCAAUAACUUGUAUUCACAUUUAACAUUUUUUAAUUGGUAAGCUUUUUGCUUUUGAAAAAUUAUGAAGUUAAUUUAAAAAUUCUAUGGCAAUAUUUUUUCAUGUAGAAAUCUAAUAUAGAUAGUUAAGCAUAUGUUUGAAUAAAGUUAUAAUAAAUAACACAUUUUCCUAAACUGUGACAGUUUCAAAUUAUAUUGGAAAUUGGUAGAAAUAUAAACUAGAGAAGUUGCAUUGCGAAAUUCUAUUACUGAAACUAAGGUGAUUAUUUUCAAUGAUUAUAAAUCACAUAAAUACAAUGAAAAUACAUAAAAGCUGUUUCUGAGCCUACAGAGAUUUUUCCCUUUGCUUUUUAAUUUAGCACCACCAUGUGUCAUAUUAAUUUUAUGAACACAAGUGAUACUAAAUUUUAAAAUAUAUUUAGACUUCUGUACUUUUAGAAGUUAUCAGAAAACUGAACAAAAGAACUAGUAAGUUAGCUAUAUUUCUGCUGGUUUCACUUAAUGAACACUUGGAUUGUUAAGAGUAGUAAAUAAGGUAAAGCCUUGCUAUUUUAUGUAUCCUUACCACAUAAACUUGAUAGAAUAUUGGAACUUUUGUUUAAAUACUAGUUUUUAUUUGCAGUGUAAACUUUAGAAUCCAUAUACACCCAAAUAAAGUUUAAAUUAUUAAACGACUCAUGAAUUGUAAUCAGAUGUGUUUGUUGCACUAUUAUUUUAAACAUGGACUAUAUAUAAUGUGGUAUGAGUAGAUGACAUUUUUGUAAUGCAUUUGAGUUAUAUUUUCUUCCUUUAUUGCCACCUUCUGAUAAUGAAGAAAUUCUCCAGAGGGAUGAGAUACAUGAAAUCAUCUUUUUUUAAAAGUUCAUUAGGGGAGAGGUGUUACAGUACUAAACUGUCCAUUUGUUUUAUAUAAAGGCUUUGAUAUCUGUAAUUUACCACUUACUGAAUACUUAAAUUACACAGAAUAAUGCCUGCAUAGAAUAAAAUUUAAGUAUGCAAGAGCCUUAAAGUGAAAAAAAUGAAUCUUCUGACUGCCUUAAAAUAUGACUAGCUCUCCACAGGCAUACUAGUUACUUUCCAUAGGGUCUUGUUCAUUAAGUAAUGCCUUAAUAGUGUUAGUGUUUCUGAAGUACAGAACUCAAAGGGUCUUACAGAGCUUUCAUUUUUACAUAAUGGAAAUUUAACUGUUAAGUUUUAAAACCUGAUAGUACAUUAGUAGUUUACCUAUUAAUAGGAUAAUCUGGGUACACUGAUAACAUUCUACAUAUAUGACUGUUACCAUGAGUAAUAUUUUGUGGUUGUUUAAGGUUUUUUUAUUGUUUGGUAUAACAAAUUAUCCAAGAAGCUGGACUUUGUGUAACAUAAUCUCCAAGGACCAAGCUGCAUAUUUAAAUACUAUGAAUGAAAAACAAGAGUUGUACAGUUUCAAAAACGUUACUUUUUUGAGGGAAUUUUUCAAGACAAAAAGCAAAUACUUUGUUUCAAGCCUAUAGGCAAAUUCACUGAAAGAUGUGAAUAUAGUUGUAAAACACUGCAGUUUCAAUAAAAAGUAUCCAGGCCAGUCAUUUGUUUAAUUACAUUCACAUUUUUAUAUUCACUUUGCCUUUCAAAGCAGGAAUAUUUUAUAAAAUUGAAAAAACUUAAAAUUGUCAAGCUGGUGCUUAAGGAUACAGAGUUUGAUUUAUACAAGUUUCAUUUCAAAGGAAGGGACCCUAAAAAGAGGGGUGUGGGGGGUUUCUUAGGUCUGUUGAUAAACUUAUUGAUGCGUUGUUGAGUCUUCCAUAUUUUCUGUAAAUAAUAUACCUAUACCUUACAAUGUAAUUUUGCUGUUUUCUGAUAGAAAAUUGAUGAAAUACUAACGUAUUAAAUUUAUUUCAUGAUAAAAGUUUUCACCGAUACUGUGAAAUCUUUCCUUUUCUCGCCUUGAAAAAUACCAUACUGAGUACAUCAUUGUAGACAUGGAGUAAGUGCAGAUGCACAUUACGGAAACUGCUUCUGGUCAGUUGUAUUAUGUAGAAACCAAUAGAUAGACCAAAUAAACUCUAUGCACAUCAA
Lutra lutra (Eurasian river otter) is the source of this 7942-nucleotide messenger RNA. It is a transcript of the gene RO60, whose product is annotated as Ro60, Y RNA binding protein. Lineage: Eukaryota; Metazoa; Chordata; Mammalia; Carnivora; Mustelidae. The transcript has 9 exons. Gene Ontology annotation, cellular component: ribonucleoprotein complex. Gene Ontology annotation, molecular function: RNA binding. The record is from RefSeq and is a predicted model, not a curated record. The coding region runs from base 153 to 1769 and encodes 538 amino acids.